ACUUCAUAACACGCGGUGUUGUUUUGGUUCGACUCGGCACGUUGCUCGCGUUUCUCCGCUUAUUUCUCCAAUAGUUAACUAUUUAAACCAGUAAUUUUGAUUGUUUUAAAUAGUGCAAAGCAGUGAAAACCUAUUUCAGCAAUGGGAAAAUCCAAAGCACAUCGGAUAAAGGGCCUGACCGGGCCGAAAAUGAACCUCGGCGACCAGAUCACCGAGGGCCGAGUCUCAAAAAAACCGAAGGCGCCCAAAAUUCGGCUACGAGCCGAAGAGGAGGAAUUUGUCGAUUCCCGGACGACCAAAAAAAUUCUGCAACAGGCCCGCAAACAGCAAGCCGAACUAAACCUGCUGGAUGAUUCGUUUGGACCUUCGUUGGCCGAGUCGGCUGCGGCGGCAGCCAGUGGAAAGAGACGACACCGGCUAGGGGAUCCGGCCUCGUCCGGCGAAUCGGAAGAUGAGGACUACCGCGAAGAGGCCGAUGUCGACGGGCAGGAUUUCUUCGACGAUAUCAAAAUGAACGAGGAGGAUGAACGGGCGUUGGAAAUGUUUCAGAACAAAGAUGGAGUCAAAACCCGCACAUUGGCCGAUUUAAUCAUGGACAAGAUCACAGAGAAGCAAACCGAAAUUCAAACGCAAUUUUCAGACACCGGCUCACUGAAGCUGGAAGAAAUCGAUCCCCGGGUGCGGGAGAUGUAUGAAGGAGUACGGGAUGUGCUGAAACGAUACCGUAGCGGACGCUUCCCGAAGGCGUUUAAAAUUGUGCCAAAGCUAAGAAAUUGGGAACAGAUUCUGUACAUUACGGAGCCACACAACUGGAGCGCUGCAGCGAUGUUCCAGGCAACGAGGAUUUUCUCGUCCGGAUUGACACAGUACAUGGCCCAGCGGUUCUACAAUCUGGUCCUCUUGCCACGUAUCCGAGACGAUCUGGCCGAAUAUCACAAAUUGAACUUCUACCUAUAUCGGGCGCUUAAGAAGGCCCUCUUUAAGCCGGCUGCCUUCAUGAAGGGUAUCGUUCUUCCCCUGCUGGAAUCAGGUGACUGCACACUGCGCGAGGCCAUUAUUUUUGGAAGCAUCAUUAGUUCGACUACCAUCCCGGUGCUGCACACAUCUGCCUGUCUGUUGAAAAUCUGCGAAAUGGAAUACUCCGGAGCAAACUCAAUCUUCAUCAGGAUUAUCUUGGAUAAACGGUACGCGUUGCCGUACCGUGUGGUGGACGCCGCCGUUUUCCACUUCUUAAAGUUCGAGCAGGAUAAGCGAGAACUUCCAACGCUGUGGCACAAUGCACUGCUCACGUUCGCCCAACGCUACAAGAACGACAUUUCUUCCGAACAGCGUGAUGCGCUGCUACAGCUGUUAAAGAAAAAGUCCCACUACAAAAUCACACCGGAGAUUCGCCGAGAGCUGAUGGCGGCCCGCUGUCGAGACGUGGAAAUGGGCGACAGCUUGGCCCACGAGGCCGACAUGGAGUACAAGGAGGACAUGGACUUUACCCCGAUGGAGGCCGACGAGGGAGCCAGUAGUAGUAGUGCCAGGACAGGUGGCAAACCGUCGGGCGCAGCCGACGAAGAUAUGGAAAGCGGCGACGAGGACGAUGAAGAUGAUGAUGAUGAUGAUAGCGAAGAAGAUGAGCUAUAGAAUUUAGGAUAUUGUUUCGAAUGGAUACACGUGGGCGAUAAGUGUUACAGUUUAUUUUUUUUUACAGUAGGUUUCUUUAUUGCUACAUACUGUAUUUAUGCAAAUACAUCUGAGCUCUAUGGAUAUAAAAUCUA
Messenger RNA from Aedes albopictus (Asian tiger mosquito), 1766 nucleotides. It is a transcript of the gene bys, whose product is annotated as bystin. Gene Ontology annotation, cellular component: preribosome, small subunit precursor; cytoplasm; nucleolus. Lineage: Eukaryota; Metazoa; Arthropoda; Insecta; Diptera; Culicidae. Gene Ontology annotation, molecular function: snoRNA binding. The transcript has 3 exons. The record is from RefSeq and is a predicted model, not a curated record. Bases 142 to 1632 code for a protein of 496 amino acids. Gene Ontology annotation, biological process: rRNA processing.